CAAGAAUGUGAAAAGAGUCGUUUGAGUUGUUUGUUCAUAGUGUUUGAAGCUUUUUUUUCCGUUGAGGCAAAAUUUGGACGAUGAUCUGGACAACACAAAAUCACAAGAUGUCUCCUGAGACCAGGUCUUGGACGAUGAAGAAGUGGGUGUUGGGGGUGGUGGCGGCUGCGUUCACCGUCUCUGCGUUCGCUGGCUACUACUUCAUGAGCGAAAAGGACUACGAGGUGUACAGUACGGUGACUUUCGAGGAUCGCCUGAAAGAGCUUUGCGCUUCGCCGAAGUUGCCGAUGCCAGAAUACCGCGGCGUCAAGAGCUUCUUCGACUUCCUCACUAAUACCGACGCAGAUCACUGCUACUCGUGGGUUGAAUUCGGCGGAGAAAAGAUACCAAUACCAUCUCAGAGCGAAAAAGAAUGUGCCGACGAAGUGCGGAAGUCGAAGUAUAUUUGCUUCAACGACGAGUACAAGAUGACCCACGACCCAUGCGUCAUCUACAGCUUCGGCCAGGACGCCGACACCCAGUUCGAGCGAGAUAUGGACAUGUUUAGCUGUGAGGUCCAUUCCUUCGAUUUGGAGAAGGUAAAACACGAGCACGUGCACCGAACCGAAUUCUGGAAGGAACACUCCUGGACCAUCGGGGAAUUCCCUUACGACAAGCCCCUGGAGGACGGGACGUUCGAACAGCGUCGAUCGCUCGACUACAUCACCAAGGCACUGGGCCACACAGGUCGAGAAAUUAAGUACAUCAAAAGUGACCUCGAGGGUAGGGAAUGGAUCCUCCUCCGCCAGAUCGUUACGCAUUCGGAUCUCAUUGAUAUCCGGCAGGCGGGCCUCAGAAUGCACAUCCCUUUGUCCGUCAACCAGAUGACCGGGGAAGCACGCCAUGAGUAUUUUGCUAGGCUUUUCAAGGUAUUCCAGGGAAUGAGUUGCGCCGGCUACAAAUACGUCUUGGGUCGUCCCAUCAAGUACUACAAAGGCAUAAUUAAAGUGCCCGAGAUGUCUAAUACAACUUUUUUCCCUGCUUAUGAGAUCAAUUGGGCUAAAGUCAUCAACUAAUGAAAAGCUAAGAUACUGAAGCAACAGAACUUAUGAAUGAUUGUAAAGACUGUGUAUUUUUUUUAAAUCUUAGUUUAGUUAAACUAAGACCCUGGUGAUAUUUUUUUAUACAGUGCCAAGAGAAAUGUCAGUUGUAAAUAACAGUAGGAGUAGUUGUAUAACUUAAAUUAACAUUACACAGUAUAAUUGUAUUUGUUGUGGAAAAUGACGUGUACAUACGGAAUAAAUUCAAUCAUAAACGUUUGUAUGCCCUCACAUUUCAUUUCAAUAAAGACU
Penaeus indicus is the source of this 1331-nucleotide messenger RNA. RefSeq lists its product as uncharacterized. Lineage: Eukaryota; Metazoa; Arthropoda; Malacostraca; Decapoda; Penaeidae. The coding region runs from base 81 to 1055 and encodes 324 amino acids. The record is from RefSeq and is a predicted model, not a curated record. The transcript is spliced from 7 exons.